Eremothecium cymbalariae DBVPG#7215 is the source of this 2475-nucleotide messenger RNA. RefSeq lists its product as uncharacterized. The record is from RefSeq and is a predicted model, not a curated record. The transcript has a single exon. NCBI's taxonomy places the organism in Eukaryota, Fungi, Ascomycota, Saccharomycetes, Saccharomycetales, Saccharomycetaceae. Gene Ontology annotation, biological process: eisosome assembly. Bases 1 to 2475 code for a protein of 824 amino acids.
AUGUCACUUGUUUCAGCUGCAGUUGAUAAGGGUAAUGCAGGUGUUGGAGGAGGGUCCCGAAGAUCUGUAUAUCAGAAGGAUGGAAAGCCGCUCUCCAAAGAGGCGUUAUACCGAUCGAAAUUAAAGUAUGGGGUGUUUCAGUCACCUGCGAGGGGUAGUAAAAUUGGUGUUAGUGACUCUAAAGUUGCAUCGGAUGCAGCGGCGCACAGAGCCAGUUCGAAUAAGACGUCUAUUGAGUCUUACAAGCGGUUAUCUGUUGAUGAAAAUGCGUCGAAAGCGGCUACGAAGGCCAAUUUGCAGUCACAGGAGCGGCCUCAGACGUCAAGUAUUACGUCUAGUGUGACUGGUUCAUCUGAGGCUUCAGUCGGUUCUGCGAGGGCAGCUUCGAGAAAGAGACAGGCUGUUUCAGGGGGUCCCAAAGAGGGAGCGAAUCCCAGAUUGGGUAAUAUGGAUAUUACUAAAGUUUUGGAGGGUGCUGAAAGGGCAGCGAAUAAGAGGAUUGUGGACCGAAUCAAUCCUGUGAGGCAGAAUUAUACGUAUGGGUUGAUAACAGGGGACAAAGGUAGAACUGGGGAGACUAAUUAUUCUUUGACUUCUAGUGUGGUUGAACAGUUGAAGACCAAGGGAGAAUAUGUUACAGAAGCGGAGAACGAAGCUGAUCCGAACCACAUAGCUAGCCAUGCUUCUAAUGCUGCCUUGUCUCAUGAUCCUACAGAAUCUAUGGACAGGGAAGCCAUCGAGCGCCAAGCUAGGAACUCUGAGUAUUUUAAACAAUUGAGUUCUCGGCAAGUAUUGGAUCUAGCUCGUGCUAGGGCAGACCUUAAACUGAAGCAAAUCGAUAAGGAGACCAAAGACAAGUUGAUAUUCAGCAACGAGGAAUAUAACAAAGUUGCUGUGGAAAUUGCGAAGAAGCACCAUGAAGAACGGCAGCGUUUGACUGGCGGGAAGGUCAACUUGGGUGGAGGUUUGUGGUUAGCUCCUGAGGAGGUUGAACACAUUGCUCAAGGAUUCAUCACUCCUGUUCUGGCUGAUGUGGACAAACGUGCUGUCCAACAGCGUGCGGUUGAUGCUGACAUCCAACGCAGGACUAUGGAUCAUGAGCAGAAGUACGCUGAAUGGAAGGCUCUACAAAAGCAGAAACAUGACAACGAUGUUCUGGCACAGAGAGAGGCUAGGGAGAGACAUGAGCAGGAGCUGGGUUCUGUUCAUGAAGUUUUUGAAGACAAACUAUACAACUUGGUGAAGGAGAAGAAAAAUCUCAUCAACGAGAAAGAGGAAGAGCUUGUGAAAGUUCAGGAGUCUUACGCCAAAUUGAAAGCAGAGCUGGAUGAUGUCUUGGCACAAGAAGCUACUCGUGUUGAAAAGGUUUUUACGGAGCGCCAAACAGAGCUUGAGGAGGAUAUAGCUACCAUUAAAAAGGAAAACUUGGAAGCUAUCCAACCCUUGGAUAGUGAAUUGGAAACUAAAAGGAUUGAGAGUGAUAAGCUGGUAGCUGAACACGAUCAGGUGAAAGAUACAGUUGAUGGUUUAUCAGCAGAUGUCGAGACUUACAAAGCCAAGAUUGCGGAGUUGAACCAACAACUUCUAUCUGUUAGUGCGACUUUGCAAGAGCAGCAAGAAGGCUUGCGUGCUUUGCAUGCUUCAAAGGAUGAGUUAGAGGCACAGAUUGACAACAAUUUGGUGGCUGCUUCCCAGGCAUCUGAACGCGCUGAGUUAUCUCGUAAAGAUGUAGAUUUAAAAAGAAAAGAGGUAGAUUCUGUCCUCAGUGAAUAUCAAGCUAAGCUGGAAAGGGCGCAGGAUAAAUUAAGUAAAGAGCGCUCAGCGUUACUGCAAACAUCUUUAAAGGUCUCUCAGUUAAAGGGUAUGCCUUCUAUCAAUGAAAGUAAAGCUAGAUCUCUAAUUGGAAUUACUUCCGAUGAAUACCUCUCCAAGUUUGCCAACAAGAAAACGAAACAGCCCAAGAAACUUACCAAACAUGACGAUGAUUCAGUUGAAUAUAUUAUUGCAGUAACUGAUACAUCUCCAGCAACCUUUACAAACAAGAAGCGUGGCAUAUUUCCUAAUAUGAAAUCGCGGGGAAGUACUUCAGCUGCCACUGGGCAGCCUUCUGCAAAGCAAAGGAAGAUUCAUCCAUCAGCGGCUUAUAUUUCCAAUUCACCAAAGAAAGAUUCUGCUCUUGGAAGAUUCCUGCAGAAGAUAAUUCCUUCCAAGAAAAACGGUUCCAAGAAGACCAAUACCAAUAAAAAGACCCCUGUAGCAAGAAGUUCUACUGUCCCAGUUGCUAGGAAAUUUGAACACCAGAAAAAGCCUGUGUACACUGAUUCCAGCCAAGAUGUUUUAGGGCCUGGAAGACGUGACCAUGCAAAAGCAACCGAUGAAGAAGUUGAUGCUGAUGAUGUGCGAGAGCUUCUUGAGUUAGAGCGGUCUAACGACUCGAAGGACAGAAGAGAAAGUCUUUUCAAAGAAGUUUUCUAG